Molecule: messenger RNA, 1380 nt
Organism: Colletotrichum navitas
Lineage: Eukaryota; Fungi; Ascomycota; Sordariomycetes; Glomerellales; Glomerellaceae
Product: iron permease FTR1 family protein
Exons: 4
Coding region: 119-1219 (366 amino acids)
Biological process (GO): iron ion transmembrane transport
Cellular component (GO): high-affinity iron permease complex; plasma membrane
Molecular function (GO): ferrous iron transmembrane transporter activity
Source: RefSeq, a predicted model, not a curated record
CAAGCGGUUCUCCCCAUCCGAAGUGAUCAAAAAUUUCCCACUUGCUUGCUCCUCUUUGUCUCUGUCCUCGAACCGUGACGCUCAUCGCCUUUCUCUCGUCUUCUUCCCUCACUCCGCAAUGGCUGUCGACGUCUUCUCAGUACCGGUGUUCCUCGUGGUCUUUAGAGAGUCUCUGGAGACUGUCAUCAUUGUCUCGGUCCUGCUCGCUUUCCUCAAGCAGACCCUCGACGGGCCAAACAGAGAUUUGGCUGUGUACAAGUCCCUGCGUAAACAGGUCUGGCUCGGUACGGGCAUUGGCUUCCUGAUAUGCCUGGUUACAGCGGGCGCCGUCAUCGGCGUCUUCUACAAGCUCGGUCGUAACAGCUGGGAUGCCAAUGAACUUUACUACGAGGGCGCCUUCUCACUCGUUGCCGCCAUCAUCAUCACAAUCAUGGGGGCCGCCCUGCUCCGCAUCGGCAAGAUGCAGGAGAAGUGGCGUGUCAAGCUCGCAAAGGCCAUGGAGACCCCCAUCAAGACCGGUGCCGGCCGGGGGUGGUUGAAGCACUUCGCCGAGAAGUAUGCCAUGUUCUUCCUUCCCUUCAUCACCGUUCUCCGGGAAGGCAUCGAGGCCAUCGUUUUCGUCGCCGGUGUUUCCUUUUCCGCCCCUGCCACUGCCGUGCCGCUCCCGGCAGUGGUCGGGUUGGCAGUAGGCGCCCUGGUCGGCUAUGUCUUGUAUAAGGGUGGGUCUACGGCCAAGCUACAAGUCUUCCUCGUCGUAUCUACUUGCCUUCUGUACCUUGUCGCAGCCGGCCUCUUCUCCAGAGCAGUUUGGGAUUUCGAGCAGCAGGAGUGGAACAACGUUGUCGGCGGCGACGCUGCAGAGCUUGGAAGCGGCCCAGGCUCAUACGACAUCGACAAGAGCGUCUGGCACGUCAACUGUUGUAGCCCCGAGCUGAACGGCGGCGGCGGUUGGGGCAUCUUCAACGCCGUCUUCGGUUGGACGAACUCUGCGACGUAUGGGUCCGUCAUCGCCUAUAAUGUGUACUGGAUCUUUGUCAUCGCAUGUUUCCUUCUCAUGAGAUUCCGCGAGACCAAGGGACGUUGGCCGCUGACGAAGCCCAAACCCUUUCAAAAUGGCGACAAACGUGUUUCUGACGACCUCAGCGGGGGCGAGGAACAGUCUAGAACGUCCGAGAAGGGUAAGGGUACAGCCACUACAAAGACCAUCACUACCUCUUAAAAGGGGAGGGCCGAAGCAAAGCAUCCAUUCAUGCCCCUCCCCCCAACAUUGCCCCACAUGCAGGGUAAAUGGGUAGUUUGGAACAACCAGUGGAAGCCAUUGAGUGAAGGCGAGUAGGCUGCGAAUUGUCGUAGAAGUCACGAAGUAUGGUGUGGCAAGCG